GCCUAGGAGGUAGCUCUACGUCUGAGGCCACGCCUUCCCAGCGAGUCGGAAAGCCGCCGCCGUUGCCAAGCAGCCUUAGAUACCUGGACACGGGAUGCUGGGCGGUGUCAGGUGGUGAUGGUGGUCGCUGUGCCUGAGCCGGACAAGAUGAUUUUAAAGUUCAUAAAGAAGAAUAUGUGAAAGUAGCCAGAGAAAUUGUAAAAAUUAAAGGUAAUAGAGGGAUUAGCUCUCCAGCCUCACCAUAUAUUAUAACAUAAAGGUAAUCAUGGAGAAAGAGCUUCAGAGCACCAUUCUUUUCAAUGCAUACAAAAAGGAGGUAUUUACCAACAAUAAUGGCUAUAAAUCCAUGCAGAAAAGACUUCGGAGUAAUUGGAAGAUUCAAAGCUUAAAAGAUGAAAUUACAUCCGAGAAGCUAAUUGGAGUGAAACUGUGGAUUACAGCUGGGCCAAGAGAAAAAUUUACUGCAGCUGAGUUUGAAGUCCUGAAGAAGUACCUUGACAGCGGUGGAGAUAUCCUUGUGAUGUUAGGAGAAGGUGGAGAAUCCAGAUUCGACACCAAUAUUAACUUUCUACUAGAAGAAUAUGGAAUCAUGGUUAAUAAUGAUGCUGUGGUUAGGAAUGUAUAUUACAAGUAUUUCCAUCCUAAAGAAGCCCUAGUUUCCAAUGGAGUCUUGAACAGGGAAAUUAGCCGGGCUGCAGGAAAGGCUGUGCCUGGAAUCAUUGAUGAGGAGAGCAGUGGAAACAAUGCCCAGGCUCUCACCUUUGUCUAUCCCUUUGGUGCCACACUGAGUGUCAUGAAACCAGCAGUGGCUGUUCUGUCCACAGGCUCUGUCUGCUUCCCACUUAACAGACCCAUUCUGGCUUUCUAUCACUCGAAGAACCAAGGUGGGAAGCUGGCAGUGCUUGGCUCAUGUCACAUGUUCAGUGACCAAUAUUUAGAUAAAGAAGAAAACAGCAAAAUCAUGGAUGUUGUUUUCCAGUGGCUCACAACAGGAGACAUUCACCUAAACCAGAUUGAUGCUGAGGACCCAGAGAUUUCCGACUACACGAUGCUUCCUGACACAGCCACCCUGUCAGAGCGGCUUCGAGUGUGUCUCCAGGAGGGCGACGAGAACCCGCGGGACUUUACCACCCUCUUCGACCUGUCCAUUUACCAGCUGGAUACCACCUCCCUCCCCAAGGUCAUCAAGGCUCAUGAGCAGCUAAAUGUCAAACAUGAACCACUCCAGCUCAUCCAACCUCAGUUUGAGACACCGCUGCCUGCCCUUCAGCCUGCAGUUUUUCCUCCUAGUUUCAGGGAAUUACCACCUCCUCCUCUGGAGCUAUUUGACUUAGAUGAGACGUUUUCCUCUGAGAAGGCGCGGCUUGCUCAGAUUACCAAUAAGUGUACUGAAGAAGACCUGGAAUUCUAUGUCAGGAAGUGUGGUGACAUUCUUGGAGUAACCAGUAAACUACCAAAGGACCAACAAGAUGCCAAACAUAUCCUUGAGCACAUCUUCUUCCAAGUGGUAGAGUUCAAGAAAUUGAACCAGGAACAUGACACUGAUACAAGUGAAACGGCAUUCCAGAACAAUUUCUGAGGACCGUGCCUCUUGAAGCAUUUUCUGCCUCCUGAUUCUCUCUGUAAACUAUUUUUGAAUCGUUCCUCAACUCCUUACCAAAAUUGUCUAUACACUCUUUCCUCUAUGAGCUGUGGAAGGUUUGUGCAUCUUCUGUACAGACUAUAUAGGUGUAAGAUUUCUAACUUACAAAAUCCUUGUGUA
Messenger RNA from Cynocephalus volans (Philippine flying lemur), 1762 nucleotides. RefSeq names its product intraflagellar transport 52 (gene IFT52). Bases 266 to 1579 code for a protein of 437 amino acids. Gene Ontology annotation, biological process: intraciliary transport; cilium assembly. The record is from RefSeq and is a predicted model, not a curated record. The transcript is spliced from 15 exons. Gene Ontology annotation, cellular component: intraciliary transport particle B; centriole; cilium. NCBI's taxonomy places the organism in Eukaryota, Metazoa, Chordata, Mammalia, Dermoptera, Cynocephalidae.